AUGCGCAAAGAGCUCCAAGCCCUAGAAGACAAUGGCGUGUGGCGCUUGAUCAAGCGACCUCCGGGCAGCAACACUCUGCAUACGAAGUGGGUCUUCAAGACCAAGACCGACGCGCACGGUGAGAUAGAGCGCCUGAAGGCUCGAUUGGUCGCCUGCGGCAACGAGCAAGUUUUUGAAGUCAACUAA
This is a messenger RNA of Peronospora matthiolae, 186 nucleotides long. The record is from the annotation of a GenBank genome assembly. Lineage: Eukaryota; Oomycota; Peronosporomycetes; Peronosporales; Peronosporaceae.